AUGUCGAAGAUCAGUGAAGACGAAAUGUGUGAGUUCAGAGAUGCUUUCACUUUGUUCGAUCGCGUUGGAGAUGGCAAAAUUGAUCCCGAUCAAAUUGAAGAUAUGCUUCGCGCCAUGGGAUUAAAUCCACUAGGAUCCGAUCUUAAACAAGUGCGGGACGACUAUAAGGAUAAGAGAGUGGAAUUUGAGGAUUGGCUUGGAGUCUACACCCAGUUCAAAAGCAAACCAGAGCCAGUCAGGGAGGAUUUCAUAGAAGGAUUCAAAUGCUAUGAUCGCGAUGGUUCAGGCACUAUUGAUGGGGCUUCGCUGAGAGGGCUGCUAUGCCUGCGCGGAGACAGCAGACUGACAGAGGAUGAAGCAAACGAGUUACUCGCCCCGGUGGAAGAUACACAGAAAGGGGUGAUAAACUACGAAGAAAUCAUCAAACUGGUAAUGUCCAGGCCAGAGAAGAUAGAAUGA
Pocillopora meandrina is the source of this 459-nucleotide messenger RNA. Lineage: Eukaryota; Metazoa; Cnidaria; Anthozoa; Scleractinia; Pocilloporidae. The record is from the annotation of a GenBank genome assembly.